UACACACAGUGCACUUGCAGUGCAUAUACUCGCACGGUACACAUUCACUCAGUGCACACUCAUGCACAGUGCAUGCUCACACAGCACAUUUACACAGUGCACACCCAGUGCAUUUGCACUCACAGUGCACAUACACACACAGUACACACUCAUGGCACACUCACACCAUAUAUUUACGCUGUGCACACACAGUGCAUUUGCACUCAAGGUGCAUAUACACACACAGUACACACUCAUGUACACACUCACAGUGCACAUUCACACUCUGCAUUUCCACAGUGCACACACAGUGCAUUCCCAUGCACAGUACAUAUACACACGGUACACUCACACAGUACACACACUGUGCACAGUGCCCUCACACAGUGCACACUCACACUGCAUUCACACACAGUGCACACUCACAGUGCAUUCAUACACAGUACACAGUGCACAUGCACACACAGUGCACUUACAGUGUACGUGCACAGUGCAUUCACAGUACACACACUGCACAUGCACACACAUUGCACAGUGUACUCACAGUGCACUCACACACAGUACACACAGUACACACACACAGUGCACUCACACACUGCACAUGCACACUCACUGCACAGUGUACUCACACAGUGCACUCACACAGUACUCACACAGUACACACACACAACACACAUGCACACUCACUGCACAGUGUACUCACACAGUACACACACAACACACAUGCACACACACUGUGCAGUGUGCUCACAGUGCACACUCACACAGUGCACACUCACAACACCGCACAUGCACACUCACUGCACAGUGUACACACACACCGCACAUGCACACACAUGUGGGUAUUUCUACUUCUCUGGAGUCCAGUCUGGGGCACGGGGGCCAUGGUGUAGAACGGGGGCUCUGCACUGGGCCCCUGCAAAGGGAGUGCCUACAGUAAAGUGCCCAGGGCUUUGGGGGGAUUCCCCGUGUCACAGAGACCCACUCAAGCAGUGGGAGGCCGCAUGGCCGAGCCUCAAGCUCUUACCAAGGGCAGGGUCUGGAGGCAUGGGCGAGUUUUCCACAUCAUCUGCCUCGGAAGAGCCUCGAAGAGCUGAGGAGGGAGCCCACCUCCCAAGGCAGCCCAGCAGGCCAUGGGGCAGCAUGCAGUGAGCAGCAAUGUCAGGACAGGCAGAAGACGCCCUGCCGUGGCUCCGCAGCCCACGUCCUUGGUCAAAGCCACUUCACUCACUCCCUGCUACAAACCCAUGGAGGGCACGGGCAAGGAACACCUCUGGGUCUGAGAGCAGCCAACCCACAAGGACCUGCACUUCCGAUGGGACAGACAGGAGACCCCUCCCCUCCCCAGUCAGGCCCACCCAGAGCUCGGCUCCACCUCUCCCUGCAGGCCUUCUAAUUGAGCCCCACGCAGAGCCCCAUGGCAGGAGCUCUACAGGACACACGCGAUUGUCUGGGACGUCCACUGCAAUGCAAGGGCCAGACCGGUCCCUCCCAAGGACACCGGGCCAGGCACAGAGGGCUUGCAGAGCUGACACUGACAAGUACCAAGUGCCAUUACUACAGCCUAAGU
This is a messenger RNA of Oryctolagus cuniculus (rabbit), 1549 nucleotides long. NCBI's taxonomy places the organism in Eukaryota, Metazoa, Chordata, Mammalia, Lagomorpha, Leporidae. The record is from RefSeq and is a predicted model, not a curated record.